This is a messenger RNA of Asterias rubens (European starfish), 2488 nucleotides long. RefSeq names its product sarcalumenin-like. The record is from RefSeq and is a predicted model, not a curated record. Gene Ontology annotation, molecular function: GTP binding. Bases 42 to 1688 code for a protein of 548 amino acids. NCBI's taxonomy places the organism in Eukaryota, Metazoa, Echinodermata, Asteroidea, Forcipulatida, Asteriidae. The transcript has 4 exons.
AACCGUAAACAUUUUCAAUAGCUUAGGGGGUCAGUUUCAAUAUGGCUGCAUACAUUGAUAGAGAAUGCUUCUCCGAUGCUCACAAUGGCCGGCCCAAAACAGGACAAAAUAGCAUGAAACAAGCUUUGGGCAUUGGACCCAAAUGUGUCUUGGUAGGGGUUUUACUAAUCUGCAUGGUUCUUUUUGUAGCAGUUGACUGCAACGAUGCAUCUCAGAAAUCUGCCACGCCCCAAAAGGUGCCUCAACCCAAACCGAAAAAGCAACCUCAACCCGAACUGAACAAGCAGCCCGCACCACUGGCUGAUACAGCCGUCACCAACAAACCUAGCGUCGCAACAGAGGCCAGCAGUCGGGACCGCGACCACAUCUUCGACACUUUGAAUCUACACCGGGAGGGAAUUCUCUUGGACGGGGAUUUCGUAAAGAGAAGCAUCGAGAAGAUGAAGAAGAUUUAUCAUAAAGCGAUCGGGCCGAUGGCAGAGGCGUACAAGUUUCAGGAUAUGGGGGACUCAACACUAUCAGACGGAGAGCUGGAAGCCAAGCCGAUGGUUUUAUUCCUUGGACCUUGGAGUGCUGGUAAAUCAACAAUGAUUAACUACUUGGUUGGAUUGGAAGAUGAGCAAAAACUACCCACAGGAGCUGAGCCAGUUACAGCUGACUUCACUGUUGUGAUGCACGGGAAGCAGUACCGUACAGUGGAAGGACUUGUCCUGGCCACUGACAGCAAGAGAUCCUUCGGCAGCCUGGAGUUGUUUGGCAAUGUAUUCCUGGAGCGUUUCUUCGGCAUUGAGUACCCGCACAAGCUGCUUCAGAAGGUGACCCUUGUCGACACCCCUGGAAUCAUCGAGAACCGCAAACAACAAGAGCGUGGCUACCCGUUCAACGAGGUCUUGGAAUGGUUCAUGGAUCGCGCCGACUUGAUAUUCGUUUUCUUUGACCCGACAAAGCUUGACGUUGGCACCGAGCUGGAAUCAACGUUCAAACGAUUGAAAGGACGGGAGUCGCAGAUUCGUAUCAUCUUGAAUAAAGCCGACACCAUCGCGCCAAACGAGCUGAUGCGAGUGUAUGGCGCCCUCUUCUGGAACCUUGCCCCUCUCAUAAACGUUACGGAACCCCCACGAGUCUACGUGGGUUCUUUUUGGAAUAAGAAGUUUCAGCCAAACACCUACCAAGAUCUCUUUCUUGAAGAGGAAAAGUCACUCCUGAUGGAUCUUAACAACAUGAUAGAAAAUCAACUGCACAACAAGAUAGCCAUGUUGCGCCGUCGCGCCAAGGCAAUCCGCACUCACGCUUUUAUCGUUAACGAAUACCUUCAGAAGUUCAACCGCAAUAGACCCAUGUCUCUACUAGGCAACCCGGAGGACACAAUGCGUGAUAUUGUCCAGAACCCGGGGAAAUAUAACAUAUUUAAGACCGUCCUGGCAAGGGCCAAUAUCAGUAAAUAUGACCUCCCCGAUCCGGAAGAAUUUAAGAACUUCUUUGCCAUUAAUCCCAUCGAUGUUUUCAAGCCCAUUGAGUCCCAGUGUGGGUUCUUCUCAGGCUGCUUGUUGGAAAACAUUGAGAUUGCUAUUUCUACCGAUCUACCGAAACUACUUGAAGAAAUCCAGAAUGCUUCGGAUUUAAGUGGGGAGUGUAGCAAAGGGGGAAGAUGCAACGAGCCCAAGAAAAACUUGUACGCAAAACCGUAAAACUAGUUGAGCUGCAUGUUGAUUGUUGUGAAUGAGUUGAUUAAAGGAAAAUUAUUAUUUCAAAUAGGAAAUACUUAAGUCACUUUCAGUACUCGGAUGGAUUUGUUACUUUUUCCAGAGAAAAUCUGUCAAAAAGUAACUGGUUAGACAUCAAUAGAAUACCUUAAUUCGUCCAAUUUUCAAUUGUGGCUUCAUUUUUUACAUAAAUCUUUAAGUAAGUCAACUCUUUUUCUUAAAAUUAUAUAUUUACAUCUACACAAAUUCUGCAACAAUAUUCACAUAAGAUUAUAAUUCUCAGUCGAGUAUCUAUGCACGCUAAGGAGUGUUUACCCAUGGCCGUUGGAAAUUGAGUCAAAAAAGAGGACGCUAUCAGAUGAUUGUGCAAAGCACCCACACUACGAAAUGUGUAGGUUGCAUAUUUGACUCACUUAAGUUGCAAACCUUUUUUUGUAACUAGUUCGCAACUUGAGCUCGCAAGUUCAAAACUUGUGGAAGGAGUUACCUAUUCACAAGUUCAACCGUUUAACGCAGAAUCGAGACAGCUGAGGCUAAUAUGUCAGAUUUGUUCUCAACUUUUAAAGUAUUUUAAAAAUGUUUUUAACGGAAAGCUAUUUAGGGAUGAGAAUAAAAGUGUGUUAUAAAGCACCUUCGGCUGUGUAGGCUAGGACAAUAAGUCAAUAUAAGACUUUGUUGCCCAGUGUUUUAGCUAGGAUUUGAAAAGUGGGAGUGCAAAAUGAAAAACAGGGAGUGCAAUAUUUUUAGAGUCCAAAAUUUGUGUGCGAAGCACACAACACGAGCGC